AUGUAUGCGAAGACUCAGAAUUUCGGAACGCCUCAAGCGGCCACGGGCAUGCCGUCGCAGCCACAACUCAUACGUCCCGGAGGAUUGUUCGCUCACAAAAAGAUGUCGGGGUUUCUGCAAGAUGCUGACGGUUCAGACUUACACGACAUGAGUUCGGUCAUCGAGGGUUUUCAGAAGAAGAACAGCGUCGGGUCCAUGGGAUCGGCCACGACCGCCGGCAACCAUAUGGCGUCGUCGAAGAAGAACACGUCGUCGUCGUCUUCGAGUUCACGGACGAUGGAGUCGUCGUCGUCCACGUCCUCUUCGUCUUCCUCCUCCCAGCACGUCCUGCACCGACAGGUGUCUGAAAUGAUGACCACGUCAUCCGAACUGCAAAACUCUCAACUUCUCCAGCAGCGGAUACUCAUGGACGGCGGUGACGUUACUGCGGUCAACUCCGCGGUCGCCGAGGACGCCGAUUGCUGCAACCCUGUCGAUGGGGCAGACCCGUUGGUCACGUUUCCCGAGUCGCCUCCCGUUUUGAUGUCAAACGUGUCGCCGCUCCUGAACGCGUCCGCCACCCGCCCCAAACCGGUCCGCGUGACCGUGCAGGACGCACGACUGAAACACCCGGCCGCGGCCACAGCGGCGACCACCGAGCGGCGCGUGUCCACAGUCCAAAUUGGUCCAAGAGGCGUACGAGUCGUCGUCGUCGUCAAGCAGCACCAGCAGCACGGUUUCCGAUUCGCAGGAGGUGCUCCACCAGCACGGCGAUGUCCGCAAGCUACACGCGGCCAACGCGAUCCGGGCCAGGCUCGCCGGUACCAUCGGGAGCUCCAUCGCCAACCGCGAAACCGAGACCGCUCUGAACAAACUCCAGGUACGGACGUGACGUGGUUAUAUUAUGGUCCGGAAGUUUAA
Molecule: messenger RNA, 900 nt
Organism: Macrosiphum euphorbiae (potato aphid)
Lineage: Eukaryota; Metazoa; Arthropoda; Insecta; Hemiptera; Aphididae
Source: the annotation of a GenBank genome assembly